This is a messenger RNA of Gregarina niphandrodes, 888 nucleotides long. RefSeq lists its product as hypothetical. The record is from RefSeq and is a predicted model, not a curated record. Bases 1 to 888 code for a protein of 295 amino acids. Lineage: Eukaryota; Apicomplexa; Conoidasida; Eugregarinorida; Gregarinidae. The transcript has a single exon.
AUGUCUUUGGAAUACUUAUCGGUUGAUAUGAAAUGUGCUACGGAACUUUACAAAGAUUUUGCAGCUUGGAAGAAGGGUUGCAGCCCGAUGGCGAAGGGCCGUUGGACGGGGGUGGUAUCUGAUGCUCAGAUUGAGUAUGCUGCAUUGGACGCCUGGUUGCCUUGUAUGCUCGCCCAGGUAACGGCCAAGGCCGCCCAGGAAUGCGCAGAUUACUUCAGCGAUAGUGACAUGUAUAUUGGUGCCUAUAACGAAAUGUACACCCACAAGGAAUUGAAAGAGAUGUCAGCGGAUCGUUACAACCAAGUAUUGAGCGAUCUCCUCAAAGAGCAUUUUGAGAAGUUGGAAGAAGCAAGACAGCCUCGAAGUAAACGAUUCCGUCUUGUUAAAAACAUCAUAGUCUCAGAAACUGUCACCAAUGGUAAGAUCGGCGACCAAGCAUCAAUGACCAUCGACCCCAGCCCGAGCCCCGCGCGCCGUGGCGAUUUGGUACACCGUGUGGACUCUGCACAAUGUGUGGACUCUGCACAACGCGUGGACUCUGCACAACGCGUGGCUCCUGCACAACGUGUUCAUUUGGCACACCGUCGCGAUUCCGCACACCGGAGAUAUCAGGCGGAAUAUGACCAAAGCUACGGGCGAGAAUACGGCCGACGAGAGUACGGACAACAAGAGCAUAACAGGCAAAGACAAGAGCACCACUGGGACAGUCGUCGCGAGCAACGCCGCUAUCACCGCAACUACCAGCUCGAGCAAAAAGACCGCGAAGAGUUUGCGAAAAGUGCACGAGGCUGGAGCGAAGACCUGCAGUACACACUCCCACGUGAGCCACCCCGUGACUCUCUACGGGACUAUACAAGACGCCCCGUUGAACGCACCCCAAGAAGGUAA